Molecule: messenger RNA, 1818 nt
Organism: Telopea speciosissima
Lineage: Eukaryota; Viridiplantae; Streptophyta; Magnoliopsida; Proteales; Proteaceae
Exons: 5
Coding region: 72-1565 (497 amino acids)
Source: RefSeq, a predicted model, not a curated record
UUUUUUUUUGGAUUAGUUCUUAAGGUCAAUGAGUCUUCCCAAGAGAGACAAAAGGGCUGUCUUAUUUCAAAAUGAUUCAAGUUGGUAAACUGGAUGAGGAAAGGAGAGAUUCUUGUAUUCCCAAAUCAGUAAUCCCUUCUAACCUCACUAUAAUGGAUCUUAAGAGCCCCAAAUACUUGCAAGCUUCAUCUCUAUUUUCGUAUAACAAGGGAUCGGCACUAGAGGGCAAUGCAAGCUUCUGCAACAGAAGUAUUGAGAACCCAUUUGAGGAUACUUUCCCUGAUCCACUCUGCAAGGUUAAUCUCAGAGAAACCUCUGAGUUUGUGAAGGCAUUUGCAAUGGGUAACGGCGAUGGGGAAAGCAGAAGUGUUCUUGAGGCUUCUGCUCAGAGGAGGAUAGAGGGCACGAGUUCAGUAGCACAGAGGAGACUAGAAGCUCCUCCAACUCCUGGUAGGCCUGUUUUCAGCUUUAGUGCUGGAAAUCUCCCCAGAAAGAGCUUCCCUUCCAAAUGGGAUGAUGCGGAGAAAUGGCUUAUCAACAGCUCUUGCCAUGAUUCACCUGCCCAUGCCAUUAAACCUCCUGAAGCCUCAAACUUCUCCAAACAACAUGUGAUUUUCCAUCAGAAGGCAGAGGUUUUCUCAGAGAAGUCCAGAGUCUCUGAGGAGAAAGUCUCAAAAGCAGCUUCAAACUUUCUUGGUUCCUUGCCUGUCGACCAUCCAAAUUCGGCUUUCAAUGGGGUCUCUGCAAGUUUACUUCUAAAAGAUAAGUUCACAGACGAUGUAGAGCAAAUCUUCCCCAGUUUUAGAUGCUCUGAAGCAAUGAAAGAAGGGUUUCUAUUCAGAAAUUCGGUUCGUGAGACUAUGAAAGAUGCUGCCACAGAAGUUAUUCCUGAGGUUCAACACAGAGACAUUGGGACUGAAAUGACUCCUCUUGGGAGCUCCACUACUUCAAGAUGCCACACACCCAUCAAGAGCCCCUCGCCUGCAAGGCACAACACUCCUGCUAACAGGUCUGGUCCCUUGGUGGCUACAAAUGGAAGCACUAUUGAUAUUACUGAGCUGCAGGAGUGCCAUUUUGCAAAGCUUGAGCUUGGGACACAGUUUGAUUCAGUUGUGUCAACUUGGAGCUCAAGGGAAGAGGAAGAAAAGGAGGUAUCAAAAAGCUUGAGACAUUUUGAGAUGGGCAGUGGGUGUCCCAAGAGCAUUGCAGACUCUAGAGCUUCUGCAUGGGAAGAAGAAGAGAAAACCAAGAGCUGUCUCAGGUAUCAGAGAGAAGAAGCAAAGAUACAAGCAUGGGUGAACCUUCAAAAUGCAAAAGCAGAAGCUCAAUCAAAAAAGCUUGAGGUUAAAAUACAAAAGAUGAGAUCAAAUCUAGAAGAGAAGCUAAUGAAGAGGAUGGCUAUGGUUCAUAGAAAAGCUGAAGAAUGGAGAGCACAAGCCCAACUACGGCACUCUCAGCAAAUCCAAAAAGCUACUGAACAUGUAGAAAAGAUGAACCAACACAAUUCAUAUUUCUCAGACCACACCUCCUGUGGUUGCUUCCCCUGCAAUAACCACCACCUCUAAGUUGUUUGUGUUUGUGUGUGUGUGUGUGUGUGUGUGAGAGAGAGAGAGAGAGAGAGAGAGAUCAUAACAGAAUUAUGAACAGAAAAAAAAAGAGAAGUUGUCAAGAGGGGAAGAGGGUUGGUCCAAGUUGUUACUUGUUUGUAGAACUAGAAAAGCAAAAAUAAAAAAAAUGAUAUAAUUGGAAAAGAAGAACAAGGGAGGUUGGGGUUAUCUAUUACAAGAACUAAGACUUUGAUUUCAUUUUUGGAUUCAA